Striga hermonthica is the source of this 2841-nucleotide messenger RNA. The record is from the annotation of a GenBank genome assembly. Lineage: Eukaryota; Viridiplantae; Streptophyta; Magnoliopsida; Lamiales; Orobanchaceae.
AUGUCAGCUUUUGAAGGAAAGAGCAAUUUGGACGAACUAUUUAUCACCAAUAGGCUCAACAGCCCGAAUGGCUCGAACCCAUCCAUACCCACGAGCCGACUCGAAAGACUUAUAAGAGAACGUGAGCUGAGAAGAUCCAACAGGUCUUUCUACUUGAACGAGGAAUCGAGAGAAAGUAAUGGUGAUUUGGACUUAUUCGGGAACAUAAACGAACUGCAACUACGUAAUGGCGAGAGGGGUUUCCAAGAUGAAGAUUUACUAUCUGAAGGGAAUAAUAAUGCUUUAGCAAAUAAUUCGGUUGAUGUGUGGGAAAAACAGGACACUCAGGUACAGAAGCAGAGGUUACUCGUCGUGGCUAACCGUUUACCUGUUUCGGCUAUCAGGAAGAGUGAAGACUCGUGGUCGCUCGAGAUUAGUGUUGGAGGUUUAGUUAGCGCACUUUUGGGUAUCAAUGAGUUUGAAGCUAGAUGGAUUGGAUGGGCUGGCGUGAAUGUUCCUGAUGAAAUCGGACAGAGGACACUAACCGAAGCUCUAGCUGAAAAGAGGUGUAUUCCCGUAUUCCUAGAUGAAGAGAUUGUCCACCAAUACUACAAUGGCUACUGUAACAACAUACUUUGGCCUCUUUUUCACUACCUCGGCCUCCCCCAAGAGGAUCGGCUGGCUACAACUCGAAGCUUCCAAUCUCAGUUUGCAGCUUAUAAGCAAGCCAACCAAAUGUUUGCUGACGUGGUAAACGAGCACUACAAAGAAGGUGAUGUGGUUUGGUGCCACGAUUAUCAUCUCAUGUUCCUACCCAAAUGCCUCAAAGAUCACAACUCGAAGAUGAAAGUCGGCUGGUUUCUCCACACACCUUUCCCAUCCUCCGAGAUACACCGAACUCUUCCCUCGAGAACCGAGCUUUUGAGAUCGGUUCUUGCUGCAGAUUUAGUCGGAUUCCACACUUAUGACUAUGCAAGGCAUUUCGUAAGUGCGUGUACUCGUAUUCUGGGGCUCGAGGGUACGCCGGAUGGUGUGGAGGAUCAUGGGAAGCUGACUCGUGUGGCUGCGUUUCCAAUCGGUAUAGAUUCAGAACGUUUUAUUCGGGCUCUCGAUCUUCCACAAGUGAAAGAUCACAUUAGAGAGUUGAAAGAGAGAUUUGCAGGGAGGAAGGUAAUGGUUGGGGUUGAUCGUCUUGAUAUGAUCAAGGGAAUACCGCAAAAGAUUUUGGCUUUCGAAAAAUUCCUUGAAGAAAAUCCCAUUUGGCGUGACAAAGUAGUAUUAGUGCAAAUUGCUGUGCCAACUAGGACUGAUGUUCCCGAGUAUCAAAAGUUGUCAUCCCAAGUUCAUGAAAUUGUUGGAAGGAUCAAUGGGAGAUUCGGAAGCCUUACGGCUGUUCCAAUACAUCAUUUGGACAGGUCCCUUGAUUUUCAUGCAUUAUGUGCGCUAUAUGCUGUCACCGAUGUGGCUCUGGUUACAUCAUUAAGGGAUGGAAUGAAUCUCGUGAGCUAUGAAUUCGUGGCAUGCCAAGCUUUUAAAAAAGGGGUCCUCAUUCUAAGUGAGUUUGCAGGUGCAGCACAAUCUCUCGGUGCAGGGGCAAUAUUGGUAAAUCCUUGGAAUGUUACAGAAGUAGCUGCCUCGAUCGGUUAUGCUCUGACUAUGCCAGCCGAGGAGAGAGAAAAACGACACCAGCACAAUUUCACACACGUUACUACUCACACAUCCCAAGAAUGGGCCGAGACUUUCGUAAGUGAGCUCAAUGACACUGUUGUGGAGGCUCAGCUAAGGACUCGGCAAAUUCCACCUCCACUUCCUAAACAAGAAGCAAUCGAGCGUUAUUUGUGUUCAAAUAAUCGCUUACUUAUUCUGGGAUUUAAUGCAACUCUAACCGGGCCCGUUGACACACAAGAGAGAAGAAUCGAUCAAUUCAAAGAAAUGGAUCUUAAAUUACAUCCCGAUCUUAAAGAACCUCUAAAGAAAUUGUGUGACGACCCAAAAACCACGAUCAUCAUCCUUAGUGGCAGUGAUAGAAAUGUUCUCGAUGAGAACUUUGGAGAGUAUAAUCUGUGGUUAGCGGCAGAGCACGGGAUGUUCCUUCGCCGCACAACGGGUAAUUGGAUGACCACAAUGCCUGAGAAUCUCAAUAUGGAUUGGGUCGACAGUGUAAAGCAUGUGUUUGAGUACUUUACCGAGCGGACCCCACGAUCUCAUUUUGAGCUUCGCGAGACCUCACUCGUUUGGAACUACAAGUAUGCAGAUGUUGAGUUUGGGAAGCUUCAAUCGAAGGAUCUGCUACAGCACCUGUGGACUGGCCCAAUUUCGAAUGCUUCUGUUGAUGUCGUACAAGGAGCACGAUCGGUUGAAGUCCGAGCAGUUGGAGUUACCAAAGGUGCUGCAAUCGACAGAAUCCUAGGAGAAAUUGUUCACCACUGCGAUGUGAAAGCUCCGAUUGAUUAUGUUUUGUGCAUAGGGCAUUUUCUAACUAAGGAUGAAGACAUAUACACAUUCUUCGAGCCAGAGCUUCCUAUGGGCCCACCAGCACCCACUGCUAGAGCCAAGGUAGCAAACUCUCCAAACAGAUCCACCGCGAACCCAACUGGGCUUGGCCCAUGCCGCAAGGCUCCUCGCAUGACCCAAAGCCUGGAUAGGAAGCCCAAUAGUAGUACUGUUGUGGGAAAUGGGAACUGGUGGUCUCAGAUGCGCGAGAGGAUGACAAUGCACGAAGGGUCUUCGGUUCUUGACCUAAAAGGGGAGAACUACUUUUCGUGCGCAGUCGGAAGAAAACGGUCGAGCGCAAGGUAUCUCAUGGGCUCGUCGGCUGAUGUUCUGUCGUUAUUGAAGGAGCUUGCUAGUGUCAGCAUUUAG